Lepus europaeus (European hare) is the source of this 1266-nucleotide messenger RNA. RefSeq names its product protein FAM47E-like. Bases 1 to 1266 code for a protein of 421 amino acids. NCBI's taxonomy places the organism in Eukaryota, Metazoa, Chordata, Mammalia, Lagomorpha, Leporidae. The transcript has a single exon. The record is from RefSeq and is a predicted model, not a curated record.
AUGGCGGACCGGAGGGCGCCACAGUGGCCCUUUGUACUGGAGCCGAUGCCUCCAGGCAUGACUUGCAAGCGCUGUUGCAAGGCCAAACUACCUUCCAAGUGUUUGGCAAACCACAAGAGCAAGUUUCUGAAGUUCUCCACAUCCUUGGACAGCAGGCGCUGGGUAUUCGUGAAAGAGGGGCUCGAUGACUUCAGGAAAGGCUGUCCGCCUUGCGAGGGUAUGGUCACUCGCGGCCCGAAGGAGGCCUUUCUCCCUGUGAUUUCUCACCGAGUUCCCCGACCUGCCCCUGCAAAGAGAAAGCUGCCCUCGAAAGCAGGCCUGUUUCCCACGCUCUCGCAGGCCCAGCUGGCACGCAAGGCUUUUGUAGAGGACAUGGAAGCGCAACUGACAAAGCAUCCUUUGGCUAGCUACCCAAAUCUGGAGGAAGAUCUACCUGCAGAUCUCUUACUGAAGGUGCUGGAAGAGCUGGACCCUGAGAGGAAGCUGGAGGACACCUGGGCUUAUUGUAAGGGCAACAGGGAAAAACCCAAGACGCCCAUAAAGGUUUCUAAGCGCCGCAUUUCAAGAGCCUUCUUGGAGCCUCUCAAGGCGCCUGCUUCACAUCCAGACAAGUUACGUCAAAGGUCAAGCAUAUAUGAAUUGCAUGAGGGCACUGUUCUUCGUGCAGUUGUACCGAGAAUGGUCUGUGACUUUUGCAAAUGGGCGGCUGCUUCCGGGUACCAAGACAUUGAUGAAGACUACGUGAUCCAACAGUUUACCAUCAGCCAUAAGUGGAAACCAGGCUUUAAAGACUACUGCAUGGUGAAUGUACACGAUGUUCAUCCAGAACUAAAGCACGUCACAGAGCUCCAUCAAAGAGAUGAAAUGAAAUGCUCCACAGACGAGCUAGGCUGGGAAACUCAACUCCAGGAAACGCCAGAGAUUUGGAAGACAACCAGGGUGAAGAUGAAAUAUGGAGCAUGGUACCUGAAGACCAAGUUGUGGAAAAAGCUAAUGAGUAAUGAACCUUUGAUUGAUCCUAAGAUCAUCCUUGAAGCUGAACGAGAGAGGAUGAAACCAGACAUUAUUGAUGAUCUUUAUGGAACAAUUGCCUUUAAGGAUUUCAUUCUAAGCAGGGGCUACAGCAUGCCCCAUAUCCUGGAGAAGUUGUUCACUAGGAAGGGAUGGGAUUAUGAAUCUGUCAAGACCCCUAUAUCUAAAGUUACCAGAAUCCACUUAAAACUAGGAGAACGUACAGAGGAAGAUGAUAUGACAAUUCUCCAGUGA